AUGGUGACGUGUAUUACCCAAUAUACGGUAAGUAUUACAGCAGCAAGCAGGGUGGCCCUUAUCAACGACCGUCGCAAUUCUCCUCGUGGUCCAGAGUACCGUGUGCUUUGGCUCAGCCGUCUGCUCGUCAACCGCCGCUACUAUCAACGCGCUUGGGAGCCUCUUCAGCAGCUUUUGGACGAUGGCUUCGCCAACGAGGUGGACCUCGUGGAUCACUGGAAGGAUUCGGCAAGCCGUGCGGCCGAGCUUGCUGGACGCCCGGACAUCGUCACGCAAGAUGAUAUCGACACGUUUGUGGCUGAUGAACUCCGAGAGCAUGGAGUGGACCUCACAGUGGGCACUUCGUGGAAGGUGGUGCUACGGUUCCUGCGCCACCUGAGGGAUGCUGGCCGGGAUUUCAUCGUCAAGGCCAUCGACAAGGACAACUUCACUAUUGCUGGACGGCGUGGAGCACGUGUGCUGGAGGAAGUGCCUCUCUACAACGGACUUUACUUCGUUGUUGCCUACAACCACAGUCUAGUGGGGCACGCGUUCGUGCUAAGCGUCCAAGGGAAGAAGGGCAAGGUUCAGCGCAUCUACGACUUGAAGGGGCCCAAGCCAGUGGCGUCGGCGAUGGACUGGAUUACCUUCGUGGCCUGUAUUCGACCUUUCAUUGACUUUAAGAAAAAGUACGUAAUUAGGAACCACGUUUGCCUUAUCGAAAAUACAUUUUCCAGUAAAAACAAAUUGUGUCUGCAUGGAUAUGGGGAGUCAUAUGCCUAG
This is a messenger RNA of Phytophthora sojae, 762 nucleotides long. RefSeq lists its product as hypothetical. Bases 1 to 762 code for a protein of 253 amino acids. NCBI's taxonomy places the organism in Eukaryota, Oomycota, Peronosporomycetes, Peronosporales, Peronosporaceae. The transcript has 4 exons. The record is from RefSeq and is a predicted model, not a curated record.